Molecule: messenger RNA, 813 nt
Organism: Carica papaya (papaya)
Lineage: Eukaryota; Viridiplantae; Streptophyta; Magnoliopsida; Brassicales; Caricaceae
Product: NADH-ubiquinone oxidoreductase B18 subunit
Cellular component (GO): respiratory chain complex I; mitochondrion
Source: RefSeq, a predicted model, not a curated record
CGAGGCCGAACACGAGACGAUCCGCUCCAUUAUCCGUCAAUCCCUAAACAGCCCAAGGAACUAGGAAGAGAAACCAGUGAGCGAAGAGAAGUUUGGGAGCUUCUAAUCGCUGCGUGCGUAGAGAAUCUAACUAAUCAAAGGUGCUGAUUUUACAGGCAACCAUAGUAAUCAUGGAGGUAGAAGGAUCAUCGAAGAAGAUGAUAGCAACGCAGGCAGAAAUGGUGGAGGCGAAGGUUCCGCUCGGAUACAGGGACCAAUGCGCGCACCUGCUGAUCCCACUCAACAAGUGCCGGCAAGCAACUUUUUACCUGCCAUGGAAGUGCGAGGAUGAGCGCCACGUCUACGAGAAGUGCGAGUACGAGCUGGUCAUGGAGAGGAUGCUCAAGAUGCAGAAGAUCCGCGAGGAAGAAGCCAAGUUAAAACAGCAGCAGAAGGGUGCCGCCAUUCCUCUCAUACCCAAAACUGCCAAUGCAUAGUCUGUUUUCAACUCGGUCUGAGCUGCGUCAUCUCCUUCUUGUUUUGUGGAGCCUCGAACUGCUGAGAAGUGGGUGAUUUGGUGUUUCUUGCUUCUACUGAUGGAAUGCCAUUUGAAACUGUUUAUCUGGAGAUGAAUAUAAUAGACUCAUAUACUUUCUUUAUCAUAUCUUUUCAGUUUUUCAAUCUUUUUUCGGGAAUAAAAUUACUUCCUGACGAUUUAAUUAUUGCUUACUUUUAAUUGGUUUCUUCUGAAAAACAAAUCCCUAAUUAUCUUCAAGUUGUGAAGGUGAACUGUGGGAAGUUCAUAUACUUCACGUUAGAACAAUGUUUGGAAAA